AACGAUCAAAAGUCACCGAAACACCUGCUCUUAAAAUCACAAAUCACGGGCCAGAGUUCUGGCCUGAAAAACUGACUAAGAGCAAAAUUGAAGAGGAAAAGAAUCUCAACAUGGCAUCCAGAGAUGAUACCAAGACGUAUUUGUCAAAACGGGAAAUUCCGCAGUUAUUUGAGAGUCUUAUGACUGGACUGAUGUACCAUAAGCCAGGCGACCAUGUAGAUUAUAUGCUGGAAUGCCUGACCAAGAUUAAAGGCACACAGCAAGGUGAUGGAGUUCGCUGGAAUACAUUUGUUGAUGAGGUCAAAGGUCAGGCUCCCUUGCCACCCAUUAAUACAACCCAAGCUGCUCCAGCGUUGGAACGUGAACCUACAUUCACUACAGAAGUACCAUUAGGAAUGAAGCGUUCCAGUCCACUGCCUCCAAUUGCUACGUCACCAUCGGUAACCACUGUCAAACAGUUCCCUUUCCCUAACAUCAGGUUCAUCUUUGUUCUUGGUGGCCCAGGUAGCAGUAAGAGGGAGCACUGUCACAGACUGGCCGACAGGUAUAAGGGAUACCUACACAUUUCUGUUGGUAACUUACUGCGACGCAAGUUUAGGAAGUACCCCCAAGAUGAUAAGUGGAAAAUGCUGGCUGAUGUUGUGUCGAGUGGGCAACUUAUCCCCCAUGAAAUGGCGCUUGACUUGGUGCAGAAAAAGAUCGAGAGUAAAGCAGCCAAGCAACCAGACAUCCUGGGAUUUAUCAUAGAGGGGUUCCCCCGGAGUGUGGAACAAGUGCAAGCAUUUGAGAAACAAUUUGGUUCGGCAGACGUUGCCUUGUUCUUGAUGUGUGAUGAGAUGAGACUAAAGAACCGUCUUGAGAAACGGAUGAAAGAAAGUGACCGAGCUGACGACACUGAUGCUGCUAUCUCCAACAGGUUGUCCAACUUUAAGGAAGGUGCAGUGUCAGUUACUCAACACUUUGAGAACAAGGGACUUUUAGAAACGGUCAACUGUGAUCGUGAUGUUGAUGAAGUUUUCUACGAUAUCUCUAAACUAAUUGAUUCACGUUUCUUCACCCCACACCCUGAAGCUGCAAAAGACAGUGUUGAACUUGGAAUAAUUGGUAAAUCAGUAAGUCCACUCCCACCAAUCCAGACAGACAUAAAUACUGAGCCAAGCAUUGUGGAUAAGACAGAAGCAGAGAAAGAAGCACUUGGUGCUGAGGCAUUGGCGAUGAUGGAUGAACAGAACAAGGCUGAAGAAGAAGCCAAGACAGAGGAACCUCCAAAGGAAGACGUAGAUUCCCAAGAUCAACCAGCCACAAAGGAGGAUGAAGAAGUUAAACCAGAAGUUGUUGAAGAACCGGUCAUGAAAGAGAAAGCAGAAGUAUGUGGAGACAAAGGACGAGAUUUGGAACUAGACCAACCAGCUGUUGUUGAAGAGCCAGUGACCAAAGUUGAAUCUGAAGUAUUGGGUGACAAGGGAGUUCCAGUAAUCGAUGAAACAGCAGAUGCAGCUGAACCAGAAAAAGAAUCAGCAGAAAAUGUGCAACUCAACGACACUGCAGCUGACAAGCUCAAACAGUGCAAGAUCAUUUUUGUUGUUGGCGGACCAGGCUCCGGCAAAGGUACACAGUGUGAAAAACUUGUCGCCACCUACGGCUUUACGCAUUUGUCAUCUGGUGACCUCUUGAGGGCAGAGGUCAAAUCAGGGUCAGAGAGAGGUCAGAAGCUAACAGCCAUCAUGGAAAAUGGGGACCUCGUACCACAGGAGACUGUUCUUGAGUUGCUGAAGGAGAACAUGUUAGCCAAAGCAGAGACUUCAACUGGGUUCCUUAUUGAUGGCUACCCUAGGGAGGUCCAGCAAGGAGUAGAAUUUGAAAAACAGAUUGCUGAGUGCACAUGUGCCUUGUAUUUUGAACUGUCUGAUGAGAUAAUGACACAAAGGUUAUUGAAACGAGCUGAGACAAGCGGUCGAGUAGACGACAAUGAAGAGACCAUCAAGAAGAGAUUGACGACUUUCCACAAUGCUACAAAGCCUGUUGUCGAUUACUACGAAGAAAAGAACAAGAUUAUUAAGAUUUCAGCUGAGGGUGAUCCAGACAGUAUAUUCACAGCAGUGCAGAAUGCCUUAAAGGAGCGUGGUGUGGAGGCAAAAACCAUAGAGAAAGAGGCAGAACCCACAGAGAAAGAGGCAGAACCCACAGAGAAAGAGGCAGAACCCACACAGAAGGAGGCAGAACCCAAGGAGAAGGAAACAGAAGAGAAACAACAACGAUUUAUUUUUGUUGUCGGUGGCCCUGGCUCUGGAAAGAAAGAAGUAGCAAAGAAGAUAGCUGCCCAAUACAAACUUGUACACCUCUCGGCUGGUGAGCUCUUGAGAUCCUUUUCCGAGCUUGAGGCCCAGGAGAGCAAAGAUGUUGCCAAGCUCAUCCUGGCAGGUAGUCUUGUGCCUCAAGAGGUUAUAUUGAAAGUGAUGCAAGACGAGGUGAAGAAGAACUCUGAGGCUGAUGGGUUUGUGGUCGACGGGUUUCCAAGGACAGUUGAGCAGGCUGAGUCGUUUGUUAGCGAGUUUGGAUACAUUGAGGGUGCUCUAUUCCUUGAAGGAACGCGUGAAGAGCUUAUUACCAACGUCACAUCGAGAGCAGAGACAAGUGGACGAUCUGAUGACAGUUUGGAUGUCAGUAAUGCCAAGUUAGAUGCUCAUGAGGCUAGUGCACCCUCUGUUCUUGAGCAUUUUGAAAAAUUGAAGAAAGCAGUCAAGAAAGAGCUCUCCUUUAAGGAUUUUGUAGACGAUGUUAACGCCCUCACUGAAGUCUUAGAUGCUUUCAAGAUGUCAGACAAGUAGUCAAGACGGACCAGUGUUUCUCUGGAGAAAUAUAUUUCAACUCUUGGCUUAACUGGGUCACAUAAGAUUUCUGUUCUGUUAACACUUCACGAUAUCAAUGGAUCCGUUUUCUUUUUAAAAAUAAAAAUGGAUGUAAAAUGGAUGCAGACCAGUGUUUCGUUGCUGAUCAUGAUGAAAAUAGUUGCGAUUAUGUUCCACUUAAUUUUUCUUCGUACUCCUUUGAAAGUCGAGUCUUCCAUAACUUGAAAUAGUGGCUGAAUUUGAAGGGUUAUUUUUGAAGGGAGAAAAGACUCUCAGUCUGUGGAGUUUGUUUCAUUGGAAAUAAAAUGUUUUUUUAUCGAUAUAUUUCGCAAGGUCACACUAAUCGGUGACUAGUAAACAACGAUUAGACAUCAGUGCAAAACAAUGAGCAAUUUUAAUGGUUUGUAAAUAUAUUUUAAAAGACAAUGAAAAAGCAAACUGAUGUUUAGUGCCUAGUUUUCCCAAUGCAAUAACAUUGGAUUUUUUAGAAACUGAUAGUGGUAUAUCCGUCCAUCCAUUUAUCAGCCCAGAAGGUUUGAUGACGUCAAUGCAAACACAUGAUGUAGGUCGGGUCUGAAUUGAUGGCUUCAGCAGUAGCUAUGGUUUCAUAACGGAAAAGGCAAAUUCUUCUCUAUUGUCACAAGCCAUAGCCAGAGUCGCUUGAUCAGACUAAGAAUAAGACUUUAAAAAUCUCCUGUAAACACCUAGCUCGAUCCAGAUAACUUGCAAAUUGCUAGUAAACGUGUGUGUUUAAUCAAAAUAAGCUUAAGUCGCACAAAUAAGUACAUUUUAUCUAUAAAAAAAACCCUUAAGUCCUUAAAUCU
Messenger RNA from Asterias rubens (European starfish), 3673 nucleotides. Its product is annotated as adenylate kinase isoenzyme 5-like. Gene Ontology annotation, cellular component: cytoplasm; cytosol. Bases 111 to 2828 code for a protein of 905 amino acids. The transcript is spliced from 20 exons. NCBI's taxonomy places the organism in Eukaryota, Metazoa, Echinodermata, Asteroidea, Forcipulatida, Asteriidae. Gene Ontology annotation, molecular function: ATP binding; AMP kinase activity. The record is from RefSeq and is a predicted model, not a curated record. Gene Ontology annotation, biological process: ATP metabolic process; nucleoside triphosphate biosynthetic process.